Molecule: messenger RNA, 1287 nt
Organism: Exserohilum turcica Et28A
Lineage: Eukaryota; Fungi; Ascomycota; Dothideomycetes; Pleosporales; Pleosporaceae
Exons: 4
Coding region: 148-1017 (289 amino acids)
Source: RefSeq, a predicted model, not a curated record
GUCCAGACUUUGUUCCCGUCGCGAGCGAUUCACUGAUUCAUGUUUGGACGUCUCAGCCAGGUUGCUAGACACUUGUCUCGUCCGUUACCCAACCUUGCGCAUAGGCCCGCGGCGGCUUCAUCCGGGUCAUCGAUAGCGUCAUCAGCCAUGGCGUCGACACAGCAAACGAGUCUGAUUCACACGGCGGCUUGCUUGAUUAUAGGGGACGAGGUGCUGGGAGGAAAGACGGUCGACACGAACUCGGCAUACUUUGCCAAGUUUUGCUUCUCACUGGGCAUCAACCUGCGCAGGAUAGAGGUGAUUGCGGAUGACGAGGGGGAGAUUGUCGAGGCAGUGCGACGCAUGUCGACAAACUACGACAUGGUUGUGACGAGUGGCGGGAUUGGGCCUACUCACGACGACAUUACGUACCAGUCGAUAGCAAAGGCGUUUGGGCUGCCGUUGAAGCUGCACGAGGCAGCGUAUGAGCGGAUGAAGCGCCUGUCGAAGCCGCACAAGUCGCAGCCCGACUUUGACUGGAGCGUCGACUCGGCGGCGCUUCGAGCCAAGAAGCGCAUGGUGGAGCUGCCUAUUGACGAGUCGAUUGCGGACGAGUCGCAGGUGGUGUUUAUCAGCGAUUCGCUGUGGGUGCCGGUUAGCGUGGUGAAUGGCAACGUGCACAUCCUGCCCGGGGUGCCGCGGCUGUUUGAGGCGCUGCUAGACGGACUCAAGCCCCGCAUCCUACCACGGUUGACUGAUGCCGAGGGCAAGGGGGUGUUGCGCAUUCUCAUCUCGACGCCCAUGGCCGAAAGCGCCGUUGCCGGCUAUCUGACCGAGCUGGCGGCGAGGACGGAGCCCAAGGGCGUAAAGAUUGGCAGCUAUCCAAGAUGGGGCAAGGACCGCAACACGGUGACGCUGGUUGGCCGCGAUCGCGACUUUAUGGAGAGCCUGGUGCCCGAGGUGGAAAAGGCAGUGCAGGGCAGGCGCGUAACGGUCGAGGGCGAGGAUGACGGCGAGACGUCUGACAAGGAUUCGUAGCCAAGGGCACGUGUUGUCGCAUGGGAGGCACAUGGCCAGCGUGGGUACAUGGGUGUAGUACAAGUAUAGGUACGUACGUAUGUUUGUAUGUAUGUAUGUAUGUAUGUAUGUAUGUAUGUAUGUAUGUAUGUAUGUAUGUAUGUAUAUGGUAGAUGGGACAUGUCGAGGAGGUACAUGGCCAUUACAGUUUUAUACAUGUACAUGGAUAGGUAUGAAAGCAGGCCAGGCGGGCGAUGCAGGGACCUCUCUGGUGGAUAUAUUCAAGUCUGA